Exophiala xenobiotica is the source of this 1927-nucleotide messenger RNA. RefSeq lists its product as uncharacterized. The coding region runs from base 91 to 1629 and encodes 512 amino acids. Lineage: Eukaryota; Fungi; Ascomycota; Eurotiomycetes; Chaetothyriales; Herpotrichiellaceae. The record is from RefSeq and is a predicted model, not a curated record. The transcript has 2 exons.
CAACUGAGGACACUAAACCUCUGGUAUCUCAGCACCAGUUCUUCUGACUGGGGAAGAACUUCCCCCUCUUGCAUUGGCCAUGCAUUCACUAUGCCCACGACACUUCCCCUCCUACGGGAAAAUGUCACAUACGAGGAGGCCAGACAAAGAGAAAUCAACACCGUUCACCAACUAACAUAUCCCAAGGCGCAACUCGAGUUCUACAAUUUCCUUUACAGACGUCAGAUCCUAAUUCAGAAGCGAGUCGCUCAUCAUCUCAAUGUACCUUCUUCAACGUGUCAGGUCGCGGCUCCCAAGGACUGGAUGCAGGGCAGCUUCAAUCUAUGCAUCCCAGUAACUUUGGCCGACUCGAAACGUGUUCUUAUUCGAUUUCCGCUCCCUUAUCGUGUCGGCGACAAGGUGUGUCCGGGAAAUGCUGAUGAAAAGGUUCGGUGUGAGGCUGCAACCUACGUAUGGAUGCAAAAAGAGUGCCCGAGGAUCCCAAUUCCUCGCCUCUAUGGAUUUGCCCUCUCAAGCGGCCAAUGCUUUACUGCAGUUACGCAUCGCCCUCUGCUCACCCGUUUACUACGUUUCCUUCGACAUCGGUUCCUGUCUUGGUUCGGUCGUCCUGUUCCCUCCGACCUAAUCCCUCAUCACACCAGUCUGUCGCAUGAGUUAGGGGGAUAUAUACUCAUAGAGUAUGUUGAUCAGACAAGGGGAAAAGCGCUAGCAGAUACAUGGGAGACUGGCCGAAUGAACAAAGAGCUCAGGAGCAAUUUAUUUCGCAGCCUCUCACGAAUCAUACUGGCAAUGACCCGGAUUCAUUAUCACCGAGUUGGAUCAUUCAUCAUCGACGACCAAGGUCUUCUGCGGUUAGAAAACCGACCUCUUACGCUAGAGAUACAAGAUUUGGAGAACGAUGGAAUUCCUCUUGAUAUCCCAAGAGGCCGUACAUUCUGUACCGCCGACGCAUAUGUCGAUGCUCUGUUGUCUUGUCACGACAGUCGUCUACAACAUCAGCCCAACGCAGUCAACGAUGCAGGGGACUGCGUCAGUCAGAUGUGCGCCCUGGUGCUCCUACGCGCCUUACGUCCUCGAUUUUUUGACCCGAAGCUCAACCAUGGGCCUUUCGCUCCUGUUCUGACUGACCUCAAUGUCCACAACAUCUUUGUGGACGAUGAUUGGAAUGUCACUUGUAUCAUUGAUCUCGAAUGGACUGCAGUCCUUCCGCUUGAGUUUAUACGGACUCCUCGUUGGCUGACAAGUCAGGCCGUGGACGAGAUUGACGUCGAUAACUACAACGUGUCCCGGGAAGAGUUCAUGGGAAUCUUUGAAAAGGAAGAAGGAUACCUUGGUCGCUGUGACGAUAACUUUCGAUGCUCGUCUAUUGUGAACAGGACCUGGACACUGGGUACAUUCUGGUAUGUGCUUGCCUUGCAAAGCUCGACCGGUCUUCAUACACUCCUGUAUGAUCGCAUCCAGCCGCGUUUUCAUAAGGUGGAUGAGGACAGCACCGACUUUUAUAUAUCGACUUACCAGUACUGGACGGAAAAUGCCAACGCUUUCAUCAAAAAGAAAGUCGAAGACAAGAUUGCCUACGAUGAAAAAUUAUGCGAAGUCUUCGAGAUGUCCCUGCAUGAUCGGUUCUGAAGCAAUGUGUCACGGCGAUGGCGUACAUCAGAUGUUUCGUUCAGCUGCUCUUGCCCUUGAUGUCCGGUGCUGUUUUCAUUUGACCUUGUUUCGUCCUUCAAGAGUACUUCAUGACUUGUUCGUCACAUGUCCUAGACGGUGACUUGUUGCGGGAAGUCCUGUCUUGUAGUGCGUCGUUGGUUGAGUCAGUAAGUACGUCACGGAUGCCGCCGUUAUAACGUCGAGAGAGGCUGUCAUAUUCUACCUUAAGACGGCAAGCACACUGUCCGGGAAUAGUAAAGUUGUGAAAUAUCCAGCC